Messenger RNA from Paramecium sonneborni, 1236 nucleotides. The record is from the annotation of a GenBank genome assembly. NCBI's taxonomy places the organism in Eukaryota, Ciliophora, Oligohymenophorea, Peniculida, Parameciidae.
AUGAAAAGAAGUUAUAACAUUGAUAUAACUAAUGAUCGUAUUAAAUGAUUGAAAUUAUAUUUAGCUUUGUAUGAAUAAUUGUAAAAUAAGUAAACAACAAGAAGAAAUUAAAAGUAAGCAGAUAAGAGAAUCAAAACAUAACCUAGUGUAGAUAUGGAAAGAAUUUAUGAUGCUUUAAAUUUUUAAGAGGAUCUUUAAUUACCUUCAACAGCUACUAAUAAUAGUCUAUUGAAAUAUAUAAAAAAGUAAGAGUACGAGUAAGUAUUAUAAUUAAUUAAGAGUUCAAUUAGUUAAAAAUAAAAGAAGAUAAACUUCAGUUUCUAGAGAGAAUUCUGUUUGGCUAGGAGAUUUACAAGAAUCAGCUCCUAAAACUGAAGAAAUCCCUGAAGUUCAAGUAUGAUUUUGGUUUCAACCGAUGAUUAGGGAUUUUUAGAUGGUCGAACAAGAGAAUUAAUGAUAAGAACUAGUCAUGAAAAUAAAAAAAGAAUAUCAAAUAUAAUGUUAAGAUUAGAGGACAAUUAAAAAGAAUUAGUUUCAAGACAUAAAUCUUAUGUAAAUGAAUUAAGAUUUAGUUCAUUUAAUAAAGAAAUUUAAAAUUAAGAAUUAGAGCAUUACAUUACUCUAGGUUAAAUUGAUAAUCCAAAUCUUAAUAUCAAAUUAAUUAAUCAAAAAAUAUUGUAAUCAGGAAGAAAUUCCUCUUAUCAAACUUAGAGGUAACCAUUCAAAUAAUUAAAUCUGCAGCAAGUUAAAGAAAAAAUUAUUUUAGAUAUGUUAAGAAAGGAUGUUAAUUGUCAAUCAGAUCCUUUAAGGAUGCAAUUUUUCAAUUUAUAUCGCAUCAUUAUGCAAAAUAGAACGAUAAAAUCAAGAAAAGAAAAAGAGGUUAUGGAUUUGGUUAACAAAAGUGAUUCUCAAAGAAAGGAGACUAUUUAUGAAAAAAGAUAAUUAUGGAAUUUAAAUAGAAUGAGAUUUACUUUUAAAGAGAAAGAAUCACAUAGAUCAUUAUUAAACAAAAGUUUAGAUGAUAGAAUGAAUAAAAAUUAAAUAUAGAAAAGAAACUUCAAGAAAUUUUUGGAGUAUUUGAAAUCUAGUUAAAUAUUUUUAAAUUAGAACAUGAAAGAAUCAUUAGCAAGAUUAAGAUAAAAGUUAUUGGAUCAUUAAAUUCUAUAGAUUAAUGAUCUAAGAGCUUUUGAACGAAAUCCACUUCAUAAAUUAUUAAUGUAAUACUUAAAAUUGUGA